Molecule: messenger RNA, 669 nt
Organism: Chaetomium strumarium
Lineage: Eukaryota; Fungi; Ascomycota; Sordariomycetes; Sordariales; Chaetomiaceae
Exons: 2
Coding region: 49-348 (99 amino acids)
Source: RefSeq, a predicted model, not a curated record
CCUAGACUAGGCCUCUCCACAGGAUUACACGUGAUUGUACUGAAGUCGAUGUCCAUUCCCCUACUGAUUCACCUUUUACUACCCAUCAGGCUGGUACGACCAGGCCUUCAGCGAGACGGUCCUCGAGUCACUCGACUUCGACUACAGCGAUGGCACCAAAUAGUGGUGUCUGAUGGGCGGCGCGCAGCAGCUUGCCAUCCUCGUGGAGAAUCAGCUCAAGGCCAACCCGACCUACUCCUCGCCCGUCGCCUCGAUCACGUGGCACUUUGGCCUCUCACACCAGACGGAGAUCACCCUCCUGGUUGGCCUUCAUUUCGGCGCACCGCAUGGAGAGAGCGGCGAAGUUGAGGCGGGAGGAGUAAGAUGUUGGGAAUGGUGUAGACCUAAACAUCUCUGCUGAAGAUGAUGCUACUACUAUUGAUUGACUACAGGAGUACGUUGCAGUGGUUGUAUCCAAAAUUGACCAGUGGAAUGUUGCUAUCAGAGCUUGUGAAAAUCGUCGGAGUCUUCACCACUUAACGUUAUGCAAAAUCUUGCUUUUCGCACAACUGCUUUUGAUGACUCAGCAAGCACGGGCCAGCGCCUCGACCGAAGUUUUGCCGGCCGAGAACCCGUUCGCGUUCCCGGAGUGGGGCCGGCUCCGUUACGAAUGCAAACGGCAUCGGCGAC